AUGGCGGGCUUCUCCCGGGACUGCCGCCCCCGGCGCGCCCUGGCGCGCUCGUCGUGCCGGGACUCCUGCGUCCAGUACGUGCCGGUGGGUAUGCCCCCUCGGAGCCUCCUGGACCAGCUGGUGGUGGACAUGCAAGACCACUUGGAUGAGAUGGAGAAGAUGCGCGUCGUGCUGGUGGACGCCUACCCGUGCCUCGCCACGCGCAACGAAGGCCGACGGCGAAGGAGCCGCGGCAGGAAGAGUCACAGGCGCUGCCUGGACGACGAGGACGAGGACGACGGCACCAGCGACUACCAGUACUCCCUGGACGUGACCGGCUUCGAGCCCGAGGAGCUGUCGGUGAAGGUGGAAGGCAGGAAGCUGACGGUGAGCGGCAAGCACGACAAGAAAACCGAGGGCACCGACGGCUGCGUCUCGCACGAGUUCCGCGAGGUGCGCAAGGAGGUCUUGCUGCCCGGAGACGCCAACAUCGAGGCGCUGGUCUGCAACUUCUCCACCGAAUUGGGGUGUCUCUCCAUCGAGGCGCCGCGCCUGGUCCCCAAGUCUGUCGGGGAGAGGACCGUCCCCAUCACCAUCCUCAAGGCUUCGGACGCCGGGACGAUGAAAGAGAUCCUGCCGGCGGAGGAGAAGGAGAAGGAGAAAGAGAAGGAGAAAUCGAAAUCGCGUUCUUCCACCCCGGAGAAAGCAGCUGCCGUCUGA
Molecule: messenger RNA, 699 nt
Organism: Zootoca vivipara (common lizard)
Lineage: Eukaryota; Metazoa; Chordata; Lepidosauria; Squamata; Lacertidae
Product: heat shock protein 30C-like
Biological process (GO): response to heat; protein refolding
Cellular component (GO): nucleus; cytoplasm
Source: RefSeq, a predicted model, not a curated record